AUGUGCUCUCAGAUCCCUGGAGGAGGUGAGGUCGAAGAAGUGAAGGCGGCCUUCGAGCUGCGUCGAGAGCAGCAGGUCGGAGAGGUCUUGGCCAGGCUGGAAGGAGAGCAUUUCCGCCUGUCCGUGGAAGCGGCGCAGGAGGCAAAGCGCCGCCUGAGCGCAGAGGAAGAGGCCACGCAGCUGCGAACAAAGUUGGACAGUCUUCGCAGUCUGCUGGCGGCCCAAGUCGCAGAGGUGGAGGAGGCAAAGAAGGCACCUGAGACGGUGGAGGUUGGCAUCCUGACGGACAACGAAGGCGCGCCGGAGCCAAUGCCCUCGCCCGGCCGCGAGGCGCUGCGCUUCCGCCUGGCCGAAGCGGAGGGCCGGUUGAGCUGCCACAUGGAUGACUCGGCUUCACAGCUCGAGCUCCUGGAGACGCGGCUGCGCCGAGUGUUGGCGUCGAAGAACGACGUCAUCGACGAGCUCAAGGACGAGCUCGGGCGCAGGGAAGUGGAGAUCUUCGAAGCCCGGAGCAUCCUCGCAGGACUGCAUGCGGCCGAGGAGCCACAAAAAGAGCCGCGCGGUACCAGGAGGGCCGCGGCCCUGCUUCUGUGCGGAUUCCUCCUUCGAGUCGUAUGGACGGCGGCGCCUUUCGUGCACCCGGCCGUGUCCAGAAAGCAUCUGCCAAGGACGUGGCGCGCUGCUGUAGUUGGGGGCACCGCCGAUGUGCAGGGCGGCCUGGCGGAAAGCAGAGGUCGUGACACGGCCUUCAUGGAGCGCCUCCGCGGCCUGGCGCGGGAGGCGCUGGCAUGGCCGUUUCUCGAUGAACAGGAGCGACUGGUCUGGGCAGCGGUGCUGGAGUUCGACGCCGUGCCCACACAGGAGUUGCCCCCGUGGUUCUUCCAGCGUCACAACUUCAUCCGCCGCCGGCUAGGCGUGGACCUCUUCAGCUUGGACGGGCGGCGGGCGAUUCUCUGCAGGGCUGGGAACGUUUCCCACUCGGAUGUGAAGCGGUUCCUGCGAACAGCCCCGUGCGUGUCAAAGGUGCGCGAGUGGGUCAGGUGCUUUUUAGGCGCUCUGUGUGUGUGUGUGUGUGUGUGCGCAGGGGACCCAGCUUCGCUUCCACAGGAUGCUGAGUGCACGCUUUGGACCCUCCGCGGCUGCAAGAUCUCCGCCGGUUCCAAAGGGUGGCUGCGCAAGUACGGAGGGCAGCACAAGAUCCUCACGAAGAAGAGCCUGUCCCAGCUUUGCCAGGAUGCCGCUUCCGCACUCGCAUCCGGGGAGGAGCCUGACGGCCCGGCUUGCGACCCCCCGCUGCGGCCGUGCCAGCAGGCGUGCUUGGAGGCGUGCGCCAAAGGAGCUCGGGUGAUCGAGAUGGCCUGCGGCACAGGGAAGACGCGCGUGAUGCGAGAGCUGGCCGAGAAGCAGUCUGGCCAGGUCUUGGUCACCGUCCCCUCGCGCGUUCUCCUGGAGCAGUUCGCCGAAGAGCUGCCGCUCUUCUGCAAGGUGGGCACCGGCUACAACGGCCAGAUCGACAUGGAGUCCCGUGGCUUCAUUGCAGUGACCGACUCCGUGCAGCUUCUGCAAAAGUUGAAGUUCGAGGCCGCUUUCAUCGACGAGGCCCAUCACCCUGUGCCAAAAGGGAUGCCGAGCUGCAAGGACGUCUUCAAGUUCUCUGCGACGCACAAGGAGGAGGCAGACUUCCGGUACAGUCUUGGUGAAGCGAUCGAGCAGGGGGUGCUCUGCGACUACGACCUCACGGUGCCGGUAACGAGCGAGGGCCACCCCUACAUCUGCCUGGCGAACCUGCUGCUGUCGCAGGCCGGGCGCUUCCGGCGAGUGCUGGCGUACUGCAACUCCAUUGCAGAGGCCAGGCGGUUCCGCCGCGUGGUGAAGACCGUGGGGUUGGCGGCAUGGCACAUCAACGGCGAGACGAGUCGCAAGGAACGCGAGCGGGUGAUGUGCCAAUUUUCGGGGGAGUUGACGAAACCUGCGCAUGUGCUGGUGACGGUUCAAGUGCUGGGCGAGGGCGUCAACAUCCCGAACGCGGACACCUGCAUGUUCGUGGAGCCGCGCAGCAGCUACGUGAGCAUCAUUCAGGCCAUCGGCCGGGGCUUGCGCUUGCAUCCAAGCAAGCCCUUGGCCCACGUCGUCUUGCCCGCUCUUGCAGUCCUUCAUAGUCCGGCUGGUGCACUGCCGCUUUCUGCGAAGAGCGCCAGUCUGCAGGUCGCAGCUUCUUCAGAGGCACAGCCAAAUGGAAUCGCAGAGGUCUCGAUGCUUGAACGCCCGGAGACGGACGUGGGCACCGAGGUCCCGCUUCGAGAAACACUGCUUGGGGGCCUCGAGCCUCACGUGACGGAGGCGGCCGCCAGGCAGAGUCGCCGCAACGCGCCGCCGGCCGCUCCUGGCAUGAAAACUGCGGAUGGCAAGGAUGAGACUUCAAAGAUUGCUGGAGAGGAGGGCGUGCCCGCAGCAGGCCAAAACAACCGAGAAAAAACCGACAGUGUAGCUGAUGACAUCGAGCGCCAGUCUGCAGAGCUCGAAGGGAGCCGCGUGGAUUGGGCUGGUGAGCCAUUCCUGCCAGCUCCGAAGCUUGGGGUUGACAAGGGUGGCAAUGCGGUGCCUAGGGCAGCAGGAAACCCGACUGGCGUUCGGCCUGUCGUGCCAGUUGUGCCGUGCUCGGCCAGUGAAAGGCCGCCUGCAAUCAUGCCUGACUUCGGCACCGCACCUCGCAGGGCAGCUGGAGCGAAAUCGGAACAGGAAUGGCUCCUUGACGGGCCUCCGAUCCAGGCCGUGAGCAAAGACCAAAGCCAGACUGGUUCAUCGAGUGCUGAGGCUGAGAGGCGGGGACACGGAAAUGGAAGCAGGAUCGGAACACGCAGACCUGGCCUCAAUUCCAGACUGAGGUCAAGGGCCGCUAGUGAUGUCGGAUUUUUCGGGACAAGUUAUUCAGAGCAGCUGGCUCGGUUCCUGCGUGCGAUCGCUAGAAGUGACUGCCGCUAUGCUGAGAAGGAUACAGAAUAUCUGCAAUCUCGCUUGUGGUUUACGGACUGCAGGUUGAACAAAGAGGUCUCGAUGCAUCCGCUGGUUCGCAGCAUGCAGGAUCAGCUGGCACUGAUCUUACAACGACGUGAUCCCUGGGAUGUGCGUUUGAAGGCAGUGGAGCAGUUUGCCAAGGAACAUGGCAGGCUCCCCCGUCAGAAAUCAACGUAUCCUGGGGAGAGUGUUCUGGGAGUGUGGCUGCACAACAUCGGCUACUUGCAAAAGAGGCAAGAGCUUGCAGCCACCAGAAUGCAGAAGCUUUUGAACUCACCAUGCAGAAGUUUGAGGGCCCGCGUGGCAAAGUGGCUGGAGCCUUCUACAGCCUUUGAGAAGCGACUGGGGGAGUUGCAGUGGUUUGUCCAAGAGCAUGGCAGGCUCCCGCGCUGGCAAAGUUCUGUCCCUCGGGAGGAGGUCUUGAACAGGUGGCUAGGCAGGGUCGGCUACUUGCUCAGAAAGCAGACGCUCCCAGCCGCCAAGAUACAGAAGUUGUUGAACUCAUCCAGCAUGAUAAGCGCCCGUGCCAUGCAGUGGCUGGAUUCUGACACUCGUGCAACCUUCGAGGGGCGAGUGGAGGAGGUGCAGCGGUUUGUUCGAGAGCACGGCAGGCUCCCGCGCCGUCACAGUUCUAUGCCUGGGGAGACUGUUUUGGGCGUGUGGCUCGGCAGGGUUCGCGGCUUGCAUGCAAAACUGCAGAAGCUGUUGAAUUCAUCAUGUAGCAUGAUAAGGGCCCGUGCUGCGCAAUGGUUAGGCGCUGGUGCUCGCACAUGCUUCCAGAGGCGAGUGGAGGAGUUGCAGCAUUUUGUCCAACUGCAUGGGCGUAUGCCCCAAAACGCCAAGGCGAGUUCGGUUGGCGAGCGCAAACUGAUGAAAAGACUGCUGCAGCUUGUCAGGCCCACGCAAGUGAGCAACACUAGAAUGAAGCGGCUUCAGCGUUUGGCACAGCUUGGCCCCGUUGUUGCAAGUUGGACAAGGUCAAGGCAAGCACAACAGCCCAGAGUCCUAUUCCGACCGUGGGUGCGGAAGUUAAACGAAUUGAUUGGCUUUGUGAAUACUAACAAGAGGCUGCCACGCCAGAAUCCUGGGGAGACCCAUCUGUAUUCUUGGUUGGCCAGGCAGCGGCGGCGACUGGCAAGUCUCCCCCCUGAGCUCCGAAACCCACUUACUCAUUCCCAUCCGUUAGUCGCUGCAUAUUUGCAGAUCAGAGUAUGA
Messenger RNA from Symbiodinium natans, 4230 nucleotides. The record is from the annotation of a GenBank genome assembly. NCBI's taxonomy places the organism in Eukaryota, Dinophyceae, Suessiales, Symbiodiniaceae.